Molecule: messenger RNA, 2204 nt
Organism: Hydra vulgaris (swiftwater hydra)
Lineage: Eukaryota; Metazoa; Cnidaria; Hydrozoa; Anthoathecata; Hydridae
Product: importin subunit alpha-7
Biological process (GO): NLS-bearing protein import into nucleus
Cellular component (GO): cytoplasm; nucleus; nucleoplasm
Molecular function (GO): nuclear import signal receptor activity; protein binding
Source: RefSeq, a predicted model, not a curated record
AUAUAUACACACAUACAUAUAUUAGUUUAAGUUAAUUUAGCUCAAAUGGCUACACGAAUAAAUAAAUAUAAAAAUCAGUCCUUUGAUUCUCAAGAACUAAGAAGGCGACGAGAAGAAGUUGGAGUUCAGUUAAGAAAAACAAAACGAGAUGAGCAGUUAUCAAAAAGAAGAAAUGUUGAGGUUCAAGGUGUUGAAAAUAAUGUUCUUAACAUUGACGAUGGCUCUUUUAUGGAAGCACUUCCAGACUUGAUCAAAGAAAUAAUGUCUGAUGACAGAGUUGCUCAACUACAUUCAACUCAAAUGUUUCGAAAACUGUUGUCUAAAGAUCCAAAUCCACCAAUCAAUGAGGUGAUAGAGGCAGGCAUUGUUCCUCGAUUGAUUUACUUUCUUUAUCAGGUUGAUAAUAAUCUUCUGCAGUUUGAAGCUUCGUGGGCAUUAACUAAUAUUGCUUCAGGAACAUCGAUUCAGACACGUUUUGUUAUCGAAGGAGGAGCAGUUCCUGCAUUUAUAGAACUUUUAUCUUCACCUUAUGAAGAUGUCCAAGAUCAAGCUGUUUGGGCUCUUGGAAAUAUUGCUGGUGAUAGUGCUGAAUUUAGAAAUUAUGUUACUGAAUGUGGAAUACUCGAGCCAUUGCUUAACCUUUUAAAUACAUCUUUGAAGCUUACAACUACAAGAAAUGCAGUUUGGUGUUUGUCUAAUUUAUGCCGUGGGAAAAAUCCCCCUCCAGACUUUAGCAAAGUAUCUGUUGCUCUUCCAACGCUUGCUAAGUUAAUUUUUCACCAAGAUGCAGAUGUGAUUGCAGAUACAUGUUGGGCUUUGGCUUAUUUAUCAGAUGGUCCUAAUCAAAAGAUUCAAGCUGUCAUUAAUGCAGGGGUCUGUAGAAGAUUAGUUGAACUGUUGCAACAUGUUCAGGAUAAUGUUGUUUCUGCUGCCCUAAGAGCAGUUGGAAAUAUUGUUACUGGAGAUGAUACACAAACUCAGGUUAUCCUAAAUUGUAAUGUUUUACCCAAAUUUCUGACGUUACUUAGUAGCAAUCGAGAAACAAUUCGAAAAGAAGCAUGCUGGGCUAUUUCCAACAUAACAGCUGGAAACAAGCAUCAAAUCCAGGCAAUUAUAGAUGCAAAUAUUUUCCCUUCUUUGAUAAACGUUCUCAGCAAUUCUGAAUUCAAAACUAGGAAGGAAGCGGCAUGGGCUGUAACUAAUGCCACUUCUGGUGGGUCAGCUCAGCAAAUAGAGUACAUUGCAAAUCAAGAUGCCAUUCAUCCUCUUUGUGACUUAUUAUCUGUAUUGGAUUCCAAAGUCAUAAUGGUUGCAUUAACAGGAAUAGAAAAUAUUUUGCGCGCUGGUACUGAAUUAAGUGGUUCUGGUGAAUACAACAAGUUUGCUUUGCAAGUUGAGGAAUGCUAUGGUUUGGACAAAAUUGAAGUGUUGCAACAACAUGAAAACGAAGACAUAUAUCAGAAAUCGUACGAAAUAGUAGAGACAUUUUUCCGAGAUGACGAGGAUACAGACGAUUUAAAUAUUCUCCCUAAUUCAUCUUGCGGCCAAUUUUCAUUUGGGGAUGUAGUACCUUCUACCAAUGGAUUCUCUUUAUAAUGUUGAUUGGUAAUAUGAAAAUGACGAAGGAUUCAAAAGAGGUUUAAAUUCGUAGUUUGAAAACUAACUCGCAAAUGAAAAUACGCAACAAAUAUGAAAUGCAGAAUCUUUUUGCUAAAUGAUUUUGGAACCAGUUUUCAAACGCUUCAUUUUAUUCGUUUUUUUAUAGAAUGAGAUAUUUCCAAGAGUUUUGCUCUAUACUCGCUAUAUUCAUACAGCGAAGUUUUUAUAUUUAUAAGAAUAGUUGUGUUUCAUUUUUAUUAAUAAAGAUUAUUUAUUGUAAAGAAUUCCUUGAUACAUAAAAAACAAAAUAAUAUAUUAUUAUUUACAUUCGAGUUAUUAUUAUUCAAAAUCAUUUAUUUUAAAACUAGUCUACUUUGUGUUUAAAUGUUUUGGAAUGGCCAAAAUGUCUUUUAAGCGAAUACAUAUACAGCGCUGUUACAAAGUUUCCCAUACAGAGUGGAUUUUUUUUUUCAUUUUGCUUUAAUGAUGUAGCACUUGGUGGCGCCAUUUAAAGAAUGAAUUGUUGUUAUUUAUUUUUAUGCACCUGGCGCCAAUUUUAAAUUGGUUAUGAUGUAAACUAUGUAUAUUUAUGUCAAAUUUUCUAC